This is a messenger RNA of Aspergillus tanneri, 3582 nucleotides long. RefSeq names its product putative PHD finger domain protein (gene NTO1). The coding region runs from base 1 to 3582 and encodes 1193 amino acids. The record is from RefSeq and is a predicted model, not a curated record. The transcript is spliced from 2 exons. Lineage: Eukaryota; Fungi; Ascomycota; Eurotiomycetes; Eurotiales; Aspergillaceae. Gene Ontology annotation, biological process: regulation of transcription by RNA polymerase II.
AUGGCUCCUUAUUCUUCUCCUAAAAACCGCAAUUCCCCCGGGAAAACAUCGAAAGCCCAGUCGAAAGCCCAGUCGAAAACCUCCCUGAAAGGGCCUCGGAACUCGGACCAGGCCAGCGAAGGUCCCCCCCUCAAGAAACGGAAAUAUGUCCCUGGAGGGCCCGGUGGGGGAGGCAGAUAUAUUGAGCUCGAUAUAAGAGAGACAAAACCACCAAAGCCGACUCCAGUUCGUCGCACCUCAUCCGCUUCUCGGGGUCGUUCUGCCCCAGAGCCCAAGCCUCAGCCUCAGCCUCAGCCCGCGCAGGCCCAGCUUCCUCCUCCGCCACCUCCCGUUCCAACCACACCCCUCUCGGCGCGUCUACGGAGAGACAAGAGUCAAAGUCGUGGUCGCUUUGGCUCUUCGACCGCCGCGGCGCUUGCGUUGCAACAGGGCGAUGGCUACAAACCGCGUGAAGAGCGAGGCUGGGAGGAGUUCCACCCGGAACUGGAUAUCGAGACUAAAUUCACGGUCUUCAGCUCGGAGGAGGUCGAUCGUCCGGCGCCAUCCGCACCGAUUGCGAAUAUUCUGUCUCCGAAUGGUCUGGAUAGGAAUGGAGAGAAAGACCCGUUGGCUGAGCUCGUGCGCGCCCAUGCCAAUGGCACGUCUCCCACCCCCAUCAAGCGUCGGCCAGGUCGUCCGCCUCGUCGUCCGGAGGCUAUUCUGAACGCCCUGGGCAUCUCCCCUCAACCGAAAGUCGUUCCGCCUCCUGGUCCAAACCCCCGCGAAAGGUUGACGCUCCCUAAACCCUCCUUUCGUAUCCUGGACCCUUUUACAUUCUACGAUCAGCCCGGGGUGGGUCAGGCAAACUAUGUCGAUCGUACGAUGGCGAGUGUUGGAUACCAGGAAAGCGAUCUCUUUCUUCGUCAUGACCGUCAGUUGAUUCGAAUGACAGAGGGGGCUCAAGAGGACGAUCUCGAGCUCGCGAACCCAGUAGUGACGGAGGGGGAGAUUAAUGCAAGUGUCGGCAGAGUGGAAUACGAUAUGGAUGAGCAAGACGAGAAAUGGCUGGAAGAUUACAAUGCGAAGCGACGAGAGGACCAAGUUGAGCCGAUAAAGCCGGCGGUCUUCGAGAUCACGAUGACCAAGAUCGAAAAGGAAUGGCAUACUCUUGAGAAGCGCAUACCCAAGCCAAACCCGAAGCCCCCGCAAACGCAACGCCCUCGGUCGAGCUCUGCGGCUGCCGUAAAAGGUGAAACUACUGGGCCUGGGGAGGAACAAGAUUCGAAAUGCGUCAUCUGUGACGAUGGGGACUGUGAAAACUCAAACGCAAUUGUAUUCUGUGAUGGUUGUGAUCUCGCGGUCCAUCAGGAAUGCUACGGCGUCCCUUUCAUUCCAGAAGGCCAAUGGCUGUGCCGCAAAUGUCAAUUGAUUGGAAGAGGGUCGGCAAACUGCAUCUUCUGCCCCAAUACCGAGGGUGCUUUCAAACAGACAACUACGUCGAAAUGGUCUCACCUACUCUGUGCUAUCUGGAUUCCCGAGGUCUCGAUCGGCAACCCUUCUCUCAUGGAGCCGAUAACGGACAUCGAGAAAGUGCCCAGGAGCCGCUGGAAGCUUCAUUGUUAUAUUUGCCGACAGAGAAUGGGCGCUUCGAUCCAGUGCAGCAAUAAAAAUUGCUUCGUUGCCUUCCAUGUGACUUGUGCCCGACGAGCCCAGCUUUACCUGAAAAUGAAGUCUGGCCAUGGUACCCCGGCCGUCACAGACUCCCAUCUGCUGAAAGCGUUCUGUGACAAGCAUGUGCCCCCAGAGUGGCGCAGGGAGCAUGGCACGGACGCUGCUACGGCCGAUGCCAUGGAGUACUAUCGGAACACCAUGCAAGGUCGGCGAUGGGGGGAUUCCCAGGCGGCCGCUCUUUCGCUGGAACCAGCACAUUCUCUCGGAGGUGAUCAUGUCGACGACGAUGGCCCAAGAACACUUACCCCUCGCAUCACCCUGACUAUGGGGGGCAGCAAGCGAAAGCGACAGACUGUACCCAAAACCGUCUGGAAAUUGCCUUCCGGGGCUCCAGUGAUUCCUCAGGUCGUUCUCAACUCAGUUGUGGCUUCUCUCCAGCGCUUCGGGGUUCGUCAACGGAAGCAAUACGCCGAGGACGCCUGUAAAUACUGGACGCUGAAACGAGAGGCUCGGCGUGGUGCUGCACUUCUAAAGCGGCUACAGUUACAACUGGAAACAUUCUCGUCCAUGGAAAUGACUAGGAGAGACUAUGUCGCGAUGGGAGUCGCCGGAGGGAAGCGGCUCCAGCGGCGGAUUGAUUUUGGGGAACGAUUGUAUUACGACCUAGAUCGGCUAAGGAUGCUGUGCGACGAAGUAAAGAAGCGAGAGAGAGAGAAGUUGAAGGAUGCAGAGAUACUUCGGAACGUGGUCGACACGGUUUAUUUCCCUAUCUUCCCUCUACUCUGGCCCAUUUUUGAGAAAGCUCAAGUACUUGAUGGAAAGGCUGUCUUUCGACAAGGCCUGCUGUCCAUCCGCACCAAAUUGGAAGAGCGCUACUAUACAUCAGUCUCGGCAUUUUCCGCAGACCUUGCUCGUGUAUUCACCUCCGAAAUUGGCGUGCAGCCAGCUGGUGACACCGCCGAACUCCAGAUGCAGAUCAGCGGUCGUGCGCCGGAGCUCAGCCUCGAACAACGAGAGAAGAGAACCCUUGCUAAGCGCAUCAUCCGCGCCAUUCAGCCGGCGCUGGAAGACGCGAUCAAAAGGGAGAGCGAGCUGAAUCGCAAGCCUUUUGAGCAAGAGCUGAAAGAACUGGACCUUAUGCUCGAGACUAGCGUCCUCUCGCACAGAGACUCGGAUGUCGAUCCGUCAGAGACUUCAGGAUCGGCGGGACGAGAAGCCCCUAGCUCUCUCAGUGGAUCUGAGGAGAAGGGAGAAGAAGAAAUGGUUUUGGUUGCGAGACCGGAGCCUUGCGACAACGCAGAAGAAGCUGCAGCGCUACCAGAGAAGUCAGAGGAAACAGCCUCCACCAUGCCCGACGCAGACCAGCCAGAGCGUUCCGAAGCUACGACAGAACCUACGACCCAAGAGAAACCCUCCAAAACCGAAUCGGCUCUUCCCGCGGAACCUGCGGGUCCUGCAGUCCAGGAGGCUGGGAAUCAAGAUGUGGAUAUGACUGUCACCAACGUCCCGCCUCCUACUGAAGAACAGCCGAAGGUGAAUGGCGAAACCCACAGGAUAGAGUCGGACAAUGCGGAAUCGAUAAAACCGAAUCCCGAAACCGCCAAGGGGCCAUUGACACCGCCGCCCAGCUUCAAAGGGGAUCAGCAGUUCCCUCUGUCGCAAGGGGGCAUUCAGUGGUACAUGCAACCAUUUGAUCCGGUGGGCACCACCAUUCACGAGGAACGGUGGACGGGGCGAGACGUGAUGCGUGGCAUGAGCGAGGAGCUGAGUGAAUUGGACGAGGACGAAUUGAAAGACCUGGUGGGGGAUGAACUUGAAAGGCAAAUUGUGCCGGUCGCAGGCGGACUAUCCAUGGACGCUGGAGAUACAUCCGUCAGCGAGCAAACGGGGAAGGUCCAUCGAACACGCAGACGGUGGCGUGGAUUCAAGUAG